Molecule: messenger RNA, 1824 nt
Organism: Drosophila rhopaloa
Lineage: Eukaryota; Metazoa; Arthropoda; Insecta; Diptera; Drosophilidae
Gene: yps
Product: Y-box-binding protein 1
Exons: 4
Coding region: 267-1307 (346 amino acids)
Biological process (GO): regulation of gene expression
Cellular component (GO): nucleus
Molecular function (GO): nucleic acid binding
Source: RefSeq, a predicted model, not a curated record
GCAACCCUGUCUCCGGCUGUCAUGUUUCACUUCCGGAGCUUGCGAACAAAAUAUAAUCGCUAAGGCAAAGAAAACCCUGCGAGUGGCGAGUGUUUUAAGAUCACACUCACAAACAACAUCCAAAGUGGUUAGUGGCAGUUGAGAGAGUGCCAGACACCCCGAAAAACAGCAGGGAAAACGGACACCAACAACAACAGCAGCAGCAACAACAACAACCUCGCUCAUUUUCCCGCUUUUCGUUUAACAUAACAUCCAAAAGAUAAACGAUGGCCGAUGCAGAGAAUAAGCCACUGGCCGCUGAACAGCAGCAAAAUCAGCAGGAGCAGCAGAAUCUGCAGGAGCAGGACCUCGAGCAGGAGCCGCAGGACGAGCAGCAGCUGCAGGGACAGCAGGGCAAGCCCGCUCCGCCGCCCAAGGAAGUCAUUGCCACCAAAGUCACCGGCACCGUCAAGUGGUUCAACGUGAAGAGCGGCUACGGCUUCAUCAACCGUAACGACACCAAAGAGGAUGUCUUCGUACACCAGAGCGCCAUUGCCCGGAACAACCCCAAGAAGGCGGUCCGCUCGGUGGGCGACGGUGAGGUCGUUGAGUUCGACGUGGUCAUUGGCGAAAAGGGAAACGAGGCGGCCAACGUGACGGGCCCGUCCGGCGAGCCGGUGCGAGGCAGUCAGUUUGCGGCAGACAAGCGCCGUAACUUCCGUCCCUGGAUGAAGAAGAACCGCCGCAAGGAUGGCGAAAUCGAAGGCGAUGAGUUGGAGUCUCCGGCUCAGCAGCAGCAGCAGGCGCCACCGUCCGUUGACGGGCAGCCGCAGCAGCUGCAGUCCGGCCCGCGUCAGCCCCGCCAGAACUUCCGCCGCGGACCACCCGGUGGACCGCCCGGCGGACCCCGUGGAGGCCCUCGAGGUGGCCCCGGCGGACCUCCUGGUGGCCCCCGGCGCUACAACAACUACUAUCCGCGUCAGCCACGUCGCGGUCUAGGCGGUGGUGAUGGCAGCGCCGAGCCCGGCGUCCACGAUCAAAAUCCCGAGGGCCUGCAACGGGGAGAGGGACAGGGACCGCGUCGCGGUGGCGGCCCACCUGGAGGACCUCAGAGGCGCUUCUUCCGACGCAACUACAACAACGGACCACCACCACCACGCCGCGAUGGCGGGGAAUACAUUCAAGGUCAGGGACCGCCACGCCCUCAACAGCCACGUCCACGUCGCCAGAAUCGGAAACCGAAUGGUCCCGGCGGUGGUUUGGAGCAGCAGCCACAGCAGAACGGCGCUCAAGAGCUGCAAAAUACAACCACAGAGAGCACUGCAUAAACAGGACCGUCGAAAACAUUAGCAGUAGCAGCAGCAUAUAACAACAAUCGCAGAAGCAGCAACAUCAACAUCAGCAAUCACUGCAAAUUGGAGCAACAACACCAGCAAAUAAUGCAGCACUUUGCUAAUUGAGCCGCCGCGUUUUUUUCGGUUUGUUUGCUUUUUGUUUUGUUUCGUAGGGCAAGUGACAGAAGAAUGAACUGUAAAACUAAUACAACAUCAAUACAAAAGCAACAUGAAAAUUUCUAUCAAAUUCAAAAAACAAAUUUCUAUCAUGCCUGGCCGUUAAAAAUUGCAUAAAUGUCGAAUUGUUUUAUAUGAACCACAGCAACAAAAAUAAAUUCAAUUAUGCCAAGCAAUUUAGACAGCAGCGCCUGUAUACCCUUUAACUUAAUUAUUAUUUAAAAUUUUAUUUAUUCUUGAAACCCUUCUCGAACGUUGUUACGUUGUGCGUUAAGCGAACCUUUAACUCUAAGUUUCUCGUAUUGAAGAUUAUCAUUAAAAAUUUAUAUCCACA